This is a messenger RNA of Medicago truncatula (barrel medic), 803 nucleotides long. RefSeq names its product 60S ribosomal protein L11. Bases 97 to 642 code for a protein of 181 amino acids. The transcript is spliced from 4 exons. The record is from RefSeq and is a predicted model, not a curated record. Gene Ontology annotation, biological process: translation. Gene Ontology annotation, cellular component: ribosome. NCBI's taxonomy places the organism in Eukaryota, Viridiplantae, Streptophyta, Magnoliopsida, Fabales, Fabaceae. Gene Ontology annotation, molecular function: structural constituent of ribosome.
GUUGUCGUUUUGACGGUCAUCACUUGAAGGCAAAAGCUUCAGAUUUUAGGGUAGGGGUUUAUUCAUUCCAUUCAUCUCUGCCGCCGCAACACAUCAAUGGCUUCCGACAAGAAACUGGCGAACCCAAUGAGGGAUAUGAAGGUUCAGAAGCUCGUCCUCAACAUCUCCGUCGGUGAGAGUGGAGAUCGUCUCACCAGAGCUGCCAAGGUGCUGGAACAACUUAGUGGUCAAACCCCAGUGUUCUCCAAAGCGAGGUACACUGUGCGAUCCUUUGGAAUCAGAAGAAACGAGAAGAUUGCAUGCUAUGUUACUGUCAGAGGCGACAAGGCAAUGCAGCUUUUGGAAAGUGGUUUAAAGGUGAAGGAGUAUGAACUGUUGAGGAGGAACUUCAGUGAUACUGGGUGCUUUGGAUUUGGUAUUCAGGAGCAUAUUGAUUUGGGAAUCAAGUAUGACCCUUCUACUGGUAUUUAUGGAAUGGAUUUCUUUGUGGUUCUGGAACGCCCUGGCUAUCGUGUGGGUCGUCGCCGUAGAUGCAAGGCCCGUGUUGGAAUUCAACACCGUGUCACCAAGGAUGACGCCAUGAAGUGGUUCCAGGUGAAAUAUGAGGGAGUGAUCCUUAACAAAUCUCAGGCAAUUGUUUAGUUAAACUGAGUUCUUUUAGAAGUAUGUUACUGUUUUUGGCAACUAUAGUUUGGUCUCUCUUGGACAAUGUCUUAAUUAUCAGACAGAUUUUGGAUCACUGUUCUUAUGAUUUUGUUAUGUUUUUAUGAUGAAGCACAUGGAUUACCUACAGCUGUGUUAAA